AGGCAGAACCAGUGGAUGAAAGUUCAGUGAAGAAAAUGAUCCUGACCUUUGAGAAACGGUCGUACAAAAAUCAGGAACUGAGGAUUAAGUUUCCGGACAACCCAGAAAAGUUCAUGGAGUCGGAGCUGGAUCUAAACGACAUCAUCCAGGAGAUGCACGUGAUCGCCACGAUGCCAGACCUCUACCACCUGCUGGUGGAGCUGAACGCCGUCCACUCUCUGCUGGGCCUCCUCAGUCAUGAGAACACGGAUGUUGCCAUAGCAGUCGUUGACCUGCUGCAGGAGCUGACAGAUAUCGACACACUCCAUGAGAGCGAGGAGGGUGCUGAGGUGCUCAUAGAUGCUCUGGUGAGUUCAGGAUUUACAUCAUUCUUUGAUG
Plectropomus leopardus (leopard coralgrouper) is the source of this 378-nucleotide messenger RNA. NCBI's taxonomy places the organism in Eukaryota, Metazoa, Chordata, Actinopteri, Perciformes, Serranidae. The record is from RefSeq and is a predicted model, not a curated record.